Messenger RNA from Colletotrichum siamense, 1173 nucleotides. RefSeq lists its product as uncharacterized. Bases 1 to 1173 code for a protein of 390 amino acids. NCBI's taxonomy places the organism in Eukaryota, Fungi, Ascomycota, Sordariomycetes, Glomerellales, Glomerellaceae. The record is from RefSeq and is a predicted model, not a curated record. The transcript has a single exon.
AUGUCGGUAGCGUCACAAGUUGCUCUGGCGAGCUACGCCAACAUGUUCAGCAUCGGCACCGCCUACGCCCUCAGUAUCGUGCAGUUCGAGCUACCUAGACUUCUCAAAGUCUCUCACGAGUGGUCUUUCGCUCCCUUUGGUGCAGUCAGUGCCGGCCUUGCAAUCGGAGUUGCGACGGCCGCCUCCUCAAUCUCAAAGAAUGGUGCCCGUUCUGCUGCGGCGAGAGGUACAGCACUUUGGGGUCUCGCUGUGCUUUCCACGGGUCAUUUCUUGGCUUCUUCCAACUUUGUAGGCCUCCUCGCCGGGCUAUUCCUUGGUGGUAUUGGCGUUGGAUGGACAUACCUCGCCGUCAUCAUCAUGGUCGGCCAAGCAUUCCCGAAUCAUCCGCUGGCAAGGAGUGCUAUAGGGCCUUUGGGCUUCUCUUCGGGCGCGGCCGCCAGCUUCGCCUUGUCUUCGAUUCUCAGAUUCAACAUGCGAGGCGCGGAGGAUAUCGGCGGCUUCCUCAAGAUUGGGGGAGUGACAUUCAUGGCCGUUGGGGUAGCGACACAGCUGUUGUUGCCCAGCGAUACGAUCAAUGGACAACCGCAAACAACAUCCACGCCACUCGAGAAGAAACCCGAGGGCUUUGUGAAGGGCACCUUCUGGAUCUUACUCUUCUUCAACGCCUUGCCUGGAAUGGUGGCCUUCUCUACCCUCCUUCCGGGGGUCUCGCACUACAGGUCGACAGAUCAAGACAGUUCCGGGAAUUGCCUGCCUUACACGAUGGCCGCACUCGCCAGCGGAGGGCUCCUCGCGACCCCACUCAACUCCAUCCUUGGAACUAAACGCACCUUCAUCGUCUUUUUCUCCACCCGGGCCAUGCUGUUGGUCGCUCUAUGGCAAACGUCGAGCCAAGCCUUGGCUCUCCUCACACUCUGCGCAAUCCUCUUCGCUCAUGGGGCGGGCUUCAGCAUCCUUCCGGGUUUGAUCAAAUCUCGGUUGGGUGAGCCAGCAAACUUUCCUCGAGAGUACGGUCGCGUUCUCACGGCAUGGGGCGCAGCGGGAGCUGUCGCCAGCGGUCUCAACGCCACUGUGAAAUCUUCUUCCGGUCAUCUUGAGACGUUGAGUCUUGUGAUGGGGACGAUUCUGCUGGUCGCCGUUGUCGAGAUGGUGGCCACUCCUCUCGGUAUGUAA